Messenger RNA from Closterium sp. NIES-65, 1122 nucleotides. NCBI's taxonomy places the organism in Eukaryota, Viridiplantae, Streptophyta, Zygnematophyceae, Desmidiales, Closteriaceae. The record is from the annotation of a GenBank genome assembly.
AUGUCAGUCCAAACGCUGAUGCUAGCUGCUCUCCUUUCACUGUCGAUAUUGGCGACAGCUGCGGACCCGUUGACGACACCUGCGGACCCGUUGGCGACACCUGCGGACCCGUUGGCGAUACCUGCGAACUCGUUGGCGACACCUGCGGACCCGUUGGCGACAGCUGCGGACCCGUUGGGGACAGCUGCGGACCCGUUAGCGACAGCUGCGGCCGCGGCAAAAACGGCGGGAAUCAUAGGGGAGCUGAAGGCGCUGCGGCAGAAAUUGAUGCUAAAUCCCCGUUUGAGAUACCUCGUCAUGAGUCAAGUUCUUUCUCAGCUGAUUACUCAAGGAAAAGCCCUCCCCACCGCCAUGGACUUGACCCUUUUCAUUCACACCACCAUCUUAAUACCCACCGACGCCGCGCUUCUGUCGAGUGGCCUCCUCCCGAAUCUUAAAAACCCGGGAGCCUCGCUCAAUCUCUUUAAGAGCCUCUCCUUCAACAUCAUCAAGGGCAAGAAGCGGUUCGCCAAGCUGAAGGCUUUACCUGAAGGGAAGUCGGUUGCGCUUCUGCUGAACAAUGGAAAGUUGUUUCGGCACACACUCUGUGCACCCCGCAAUCUAUUAUCCUUUGCCUCACCUGCUUCCCCCCUCCCUCCUCCCUGCUUCCCCCCUCACUCCUCCCUGCUUCCCCCCUCCCUCCUCCCUGCUUCCCCCCUCCCUCCGCCCUGCUUCCCCCCUCCCUUCUCCUUGCUUCCCCCCUCCCUCCUCCCUGCUUCCCCCCUCCUUCCUCCCUGCUUCCCCCAUCCCUCCUCCCUGCCUCCUCCCUCCCACCGCCCUGCUUCCCCCCUCCCUAUGCCCUGCUUCCCCCUCCCUAUUCCCUGUUUCACCCCUCCCUCCGCCCUGCUCCCCCCCUCCCUUCGCCCUGUUUCCCCCCUCCCUAUGCCCUGCUUCCCCCUCCCUUCGCCCUGUUUCCCCCCUCCCUCCGCCCUGCUCCCCCCCUCCCUUCGCCCUGUUUCCCCCCUCCCUCCGCCCUGUUUCCCCCCUCCCUCCGCCCUGCUCCCCCCCUCCAUUCGCCCUGCUUCCCCCCUCCCUCUGCCCUGCUUCCCCCCACCUCCGCCCUGCAUACCCCCAGCCUCAUAG